ACAUGAAUUUAUUAGAUAAUAGACCGUAAUUAGUAUACUACUAUAUUAUGUUAUUAUUAUAUAUUACACUAUUUACACUAUACAAAUAUAAUCAAAAAUCAAAAUCAACGAUGCCAUUGUGCAAGUAUUGAAUAAUCAAUUAAAUAUUAAUGAACAUUCGAUUUCUAAACAAUCUAAACUAUAAUCCGUAUUUAUUAUAUCAAACAUAACGAGUCACUAGAAUACAGUCGAUCUACCAUCUGUGUAAUGCUAUUUCAGAACAAAAAUAAAAUGUAUAAUAUUGUAAUAAAAAGGCUCCUAAUGAAUUACCAUAUUAUUGAAAUAUGGAAUACAGAUUAAUCAGUAAACUGAAUGUAUACGGCCAAUCUGAUUUUGUGCACCCAGUCUAUCUCGAACAAUAACUAGUCAUGACUUGCCGUCUGUACAAGCCGUUUAGUAGCAUACCUGAGCCCAAACGAUGGCCUCUACUCGGCCACACGCAUUUGUUCAUCCCGAAAAUCGGUCCUUACGACUCUUUACGCCUGACAGAAGCUUUGGGUGACAUAGAAUGUAUGUUGGGCCCAGUGUUUAAACUAAUAUUGGGUGGCAAAACAAUGGUUGUUGUUACAAGAGUGGAAGAUGCCAAAACAAUGUUUGCUCAUGAAGGUAAGCACCCAGCAAGACCAAUAUUUCCAGCUUUAAACCUACUCAGAAAAAAACCAUAUGGCACUGGAGGAUUAGUAUCUGAAAAUGGUGUAGAAUGGUAUAGACUGAGAAAAGCUAUUGUUCCAUUAAUGGCAAAAAAUAUUUAUGAAAGUUUCAUUCCUCAACAUAAAGAAGCAGCAGUGGAUUUCGUUGAAUAUAUAAAAUUGAACCGAAAUAAAGACAAUUGUUUAAAAGACAUAUUCUAUCACUUAACUAAAUUUGCCGUUGAAGCAAUUUCUAUAGUCUCGCCUGGAUUAAGAAUAAAAUGCUUAAAUACAACCAUGUCCGAAUGUUUUAUGGAAGCAGGAAGUAAAUUCAUGGACGGAUUGUACAAUACACUCAAAGAACCGCCUGUAUGGCAAUUUUAUAAAACAAAUGCCUAUAAAAAUCUAGAAAGCUCGCAUACGACAUGUAAAAAUUUUAUUGAUGAGUACCUGAAACAGGCACAUGAGUACAAUGCUCUAGUUAAUGCUAUUAACACAAAUGCAAAUUUAUCAAGUACUGAUAUCAAUUUACUUGUACUAGAAAUAUUUUUUGGCGGCAUUGAUGCUACUGCUACUACUUUAGCAAUGACAUUGUAUUAUAUUUCUCAAAAUGAAAACGUACAAAAAGCUUGUCUAGAGGAUGUUCAACAAGAUACAAAAGCUUAUUUAAAAGCUUGCAUAAAAGAAACACUUAGACUGUCCCCUACUGCAGGUGCAAAUGCCAGAUAUCUUCCAAAAACCUGUGUCAUUGGAGGCUAUGAAAUUCCAGCUAAUACAUUGGUGAUGGCUUUCAAUUCUUUAACAUCGACAAAAGAAAAAUACUUUAAAGCACCAUUUGAGUAUCAGCCCAGUCGGUGGUUAAGAAAUUCUAAUAUCCAAAAGUUUGAUCCUUACGCUUCAUUACCUUUUGGACAUGGGCCUAGAAUGUGUCCUGGAAGACACAUUGCGAUGCAAGAAAUGACAAUACUCCUGUCUGAAUUAAUUAAGAAUUUCAAAAUCAGUAUGCCAACUGAACAAUCAAAAAAUAUUGGCAUGAUCUAUCGCAUGAAUAGAAUACCAGACAAUCGCAUAGAUUUAAUAUUCCACAAUAGAUAAACACAUUUUUUUCGCAAAACAUUAUUUAUUUUUUUUAUUUUAUUUUUUUUUUAAAUUUUCUCUAAACAAUCUUCAACUUUUGUGAAAUA
Rhopalosiphum maidis (corn leaf aphid) is the source of this 1852-nucleotide messenger RNA. Its product is annotated as probable cytochrome P450 49a1. The transcript is spliced from 9 exons. Gene Ontology annotation, molecular function: monooxygenase activity; heme binding; iron ion binding. The record is from RefSeq and is a predicted model, not a curated record. Lineage: Eukaryota; Metazoa; Arthropoda; Insecta; Hemiptera; Aphididae. Bases 408 to 1763 code for a protein of 451 amino acids.